GAGGAUGCAGCCGGCAGUGCCAUGGAUAGGAAUAGGAUUGGAACAACAAGCAUGCAUGGUGACGGAGGAGAGAGACGGAUCGGCCACGGCGCGGAGUCUCGGAGAGGUGACGCGCGCCGUGAUACGUGCCCGCCUGCUAGACACGGGCGAGGUGCACGUGUGCACCCCCCAGCCGGAGCGAGCUCACGUGUCACCCUCUUUGUCCCAACCCAAAUCCUUUUCCAGUUCCUCCCGUCUCUUCGAUCUCAGGUCACCUACCUCACUAGCAAACCGGACAAGGUACGAUUGAACUCAGCUGCAGUCUGCAGCGCCUCAUCAAUUCCAGCUCGUCGCCGCAUCGCACCACUCGAGCUUACAACCUCGGUUCAUGGUUAUCUGCGCCGUUCUGUGCUGUGCAUGCAGAGAGGAGAGAGCUGGCUAGCUAUAGAGCGACGACAAAGGCGUGCGCCAUGACUCGAUCUGGUAAUAACUAGCAGGCAUGGUGGUUGUCUGGGGCUGCAGUCUCUUGGUCGCGGCCUGUGCGCGUGCGCGCGCGCUCCGGCGGGUGGUCCAGCUCCCGGCGCUCCUCUGCUGUGAGGCCAUGGUUUGGGCGGUGACGUUCCUCGCCUCCCCCCUCCGCCUGCUCACCGCCGUCGAGAGAGAGCGCAAGGCCCAGAUGGACGAUCUGGUGUGGGAGAACAAGGAUCUGGAAGAGAAGCUGCAGGCGGCGCUGAGGGAGCAGGAGGCCAUGGAAGCGGUUCUUGACGAGAUGGAGGAGGAGCACGAGGAAGCCUUUGCUAGGAUAGAUGUCCUCGAGAGCCAGCUCAAGGCGCUCGGGCAAGAGAACAUGCGGCUGAACGAGCACAAGGGGAAGUCCAUGUGGGACAAGGCACCGGCGGCGGCGGCCCAUCAUGGCAACGAUGGCAAGAACCCGUCCCAGUCUGACAAGAAGCCGUGGGUAGCAUCCAACAGAGACCGGGAAGAGGAAGAAGCCGCGGCGGGGGCACAUGAGGAGGCCUUCAAAUUGGCGCUGACGACGGCACCGGUCGCGGCCAGGAGCCUGACCUCGGAGGAGGCUAAGCUGGUCGCGCGGCGGCGGAGCCUGUUCAGCCUGGGCAUGUCGCUGGCGGUGGGCGCGGCGGUGUGGUCCGCGGACGCGCCGUGCCUGCCGCUGCUGGCGGGGCUCUUCGCCGUGGUGGGCGUGUCCAUGCGCAGCGUGUCGCGGUCCUGCGCCGCGCUGCGGAGGAGCGGGCCGGCCGUGGGCGACGCCGUGGCGCUGCUCAGCCUCAACUGGUUCCUCCUGGGCGUGCUCACGUCGCCCAUGCUCGGCCCGGCGCUCACGUGGUUCGCUGCUGCGAUGUCCCUGUGAAGCCGAGCGAAGCAGCAGCAUGUAUCGUGUUCGUCAGAUACCCGUUUCUGUAUGCUGUGCCUGUAACGUACGUAUACAAUAGUGAGUGUGGCUUUUACCUUGCCGCUUUACUCA
Messenger RNA from Phragmites australis (common reed), 1462 nucleotides. RefSeq lists its product as uncharacterized. The coding region runs from base 479 to 1348 and encodes 289 amino acids. Lineage: Eukaryota; Viridiplantae; Streptophyta; Magnoliopsida; Poales; Poaceae. The record is from RefSeq and is a predicted model, not a curated record. The transcript is spliced from 3 exons.